Molecule: messenger RNA, 2722 nt
Organism: Culicoides brevitarsis
Lineage: Eukaryota; Metazoa; Arthropoda; Insecta; Diptera; Ceratopogonidae
Gene: twin
Product: CCR4-NOT transcription complex subunit 6-like
Exons: 9
Coding region: 424-2115 (563 amino acids)
Biological process (GO): nuclear-transcribed mRNA poly(A) tail shortening
Cellular component (GO): nucleus; cytoplasm; CCR4-NOT complex
Molecular function (GO): protein binding; poly(A)-specific ribonuclease activity
Source: RefSeq, a predicted model, not a curated record
AAGAGCAAAAGAGAAAAGUUACAUUGUUUCCAAAUUAAAAAGGCAAUUUUUUGAGGCAAAGAAGGGCCCCAAUCCAGCGAGAAGCGUUGCAUUUGUCGUGUUUAAAGUGUGUCGAGACCCAAACAGUGCCGUUUUCGGUGUUUAAUUGAGUAAAAACGCGUCAAAUCCGGAUAAAUUUUGUGCGUCGCAAUUUUCCAACUCGCAUCUGUCACAUCGGGAGCAGGAAAAAACGCAAAGAAGCAGCAAGCGGAGCAGCUAUUAGGUCCCAAGAACGCCAAAUUUUCGUGUCUAGAGGAAAAAGUCGCCGUCUAACGUCAGAAAAGUCGCGCUUCGGUAACAGCAGCUCCCCACAAUUCGAAAGAAUUCCAUUUUGCGGCACCGUUCUUGGUAGAUGAAGGCAGCAGCAACUGCUAACAGCAAAAAAUGUCUCGAAAUAAGGAUAAAUAUGAGAAUAGCAAUCCAAGAAGGCAGCAAACCUUCAUGUCGGCAGAGGAUGUUGCCUCCGGGAAGAAAUCCAAUUGGCAAGCUUUGGAGAUAACAGGCAAUGUUCGGAAUAUCAGUCCCCAGUUGUGGCAAUUUGAUAAUCUAACGUCGCUGUAUCUGAAUGACAAUUGUCUCUUGCGAAUUCCUCCCGAUAUUGGGCUGCUCGUGUGUUUGCGCACACUUGAUAUCUCGAGUAAUAAGUUAAGGAGUCUGCCGGCGGAGUUGGGAGAACUCAUUCAAUUGAGAGAACUUUUACUGAAUAACAAUCUACUAAGAGUCCUUCCAUACGAACUCGGAAAACUUUUUCAUCUAGUUAUCCUCGGUUUGCACGGAAAUCCAUUAGGGAAAGAUAUAAUGUCGAUCUACAAUGAACCCAAUGGUACAAGUAAAUUGCUAACAUACAUGCUUGACAACUUAACAGUGACUGCCACUCCGCCUCCUCAGAGACCAUGGAUACCAUUAGCUAGACCAAACCGUAAUAGACCAGCAUGUAUUUUUACUGUAAUGUGCUAUAAUGUUUUGUGUGAUAAAUACGCAACUAGGCAAAUGUAUGGUUAUUGCCCCAGCUGGGCACUUAGUUGGGAAUAUCGUAAAAAGGCAAUAUUGGAUGAGAUUCGACAUUACUCGGCAGACAUCAUCAGCUUGCAGGAGGUCGAAACCGAGCAAUUUCACAACUUUUUCAAACCAGAAUUGGCGAACGACGGUUUUGAGGGCAUUUUUUCGCCAAAAUCACGGGCAAAGACAAUGGGCGAGAACGAACGGAAAUAUGUCGAUGGUUGUGCGAUCUUUUUUAGGACGUCAAAAUUCACAUUGCUAAAGGAACACUUAAUUGAAUUCAAUCAACUUGCGAUGGCAAACUCCGAGGGCUCCGACAACAUGUUGAAUCGCGUGAUGCCGAAAGACAACAUCGGCCUAGCUGCCCUGCUAAAGGUCAAGGAAAGCGCCUGGGACGGUCUUCCCGCCGACAUGGCGCAAGCAGCAACGUACCAAUCGAUUCUCGUGUGCACGGCGCACAUCCAUUGGGACCCCGAAUUCUGCGACGUCAAGCUGAUCCAGACGAUGAUGCUGAGCAACGAGAUAAAAACCAUUCUUGACGACGCCGUGCUCAACUUGCGUCCCGCUACGGCGACACAAAAUCAAUCGAAACCCGUCGAUGGCAGCAGUCAGAUCCCGCUUUUGUUGUGCGGCGACUUUAAUUCGUUGCCCGAUUCGGGCGUCAUUGAAUUUCUGUCGGCGGGACGCGUUGCGAUGGAUCACCCGGACUUUAAGGAACUCGGCUACAAGUCGUGCCUCCAACGAAUAUCCAACAAUGCGAAUGCCACGGAUGCGAACCCCAACGAGUUUACGCAUUCCUUCAAACUGGCGUCGGCCUACAGCGAGGACAUCAUGCCGUACACAAAUUACACAUUCGAUUUCAAAGGUAUUAUAGAUUACAUUUUUUAUGCGAAGCAGGCGAUGGUUCCGCUCGGUUUGCUGGGUCCCGUGUCGGCGGAAUGGCUGCGCGAACAAAAAGUCGUUGGAUGCCCGCAUCCCCAUAUACCGUCGGAUCACUUUCCGUUGCUCGUGGAACUAGAAUUAGGCUACAUUUCGACAUCAACGACCCCGAACGGACUCGUUAUUGGACGUAGAUAGCCUUAAAUUGGACAAGCGCAUUGAAAAAUUGCACCAUAACUCAACAAUUCUACAACAACAACAACUCAUCAUCAAGCCCACUCUUAUUUUGUAUUAAAAAAAAGUUUAAAAUUUAAGAAGCACACAACACAAAACACUUUUAACAUAUAAAAAAAGAGAAAAAACAAGAACUUAUAUAUAUAUUUUCUAAAAAAGACUAAAAAAAAACGAAAAUCCCUCAAAAAAAAAAUUGUAAAAAAAAUUCUCACAAAAAAUAAAAAAACGAAAAACCACUAGAAUACCUUAACUCUUCAGAAAUAUCACAUUUUUACUAGCUUGCAAGAGAAUUUAAAAAAAAAUCAAAUUAUGAGUACGGGCCAGUACAUUUUAAAACAGAAAAAUCGUACAAAUCGUAAAAAAAACGUAAAAUAAGUAACAAAUUUUUAAAAUGAUGAAAAAAAAUACUACUGGACAGAUAAAAAUAAGAAAAAAAAAUAAUUAAUUGUAAAAUGUAAGAAGACCAUCAUCAACUCCCCUCUCAUCAACUCUCUUUAAAUAAAAAUAUUUUUUAAGUUUUUUUUUUAAAUAAUAAUACCAUCCACCAAAAUAAUAAGUUUGAUUCGAAUUG